GUUGCUUCCUCUCCUCUGUCAUCCAACAGAAACAAUGGCGUGUGGCUGAUCUUUUUCAUGCUGGGUUUAGGAACUCUCCUGCCGUGGAACUUCUUCAUGACAGCCACCAUGUAUUUUACCAGCCGUCUCAGAGACCCCACCCAGAUAUCAACCGACAAGCCCUACGACCGUAAUCCUAUGGAGACCAGUUACAAUAACGUAUCGACACUUUGUGCCAUGGUACCUUUACUGAUCUUCACCUGUCUCAACUCAGUCCUGCAUCACAGGAUUUCUCUAAAGUUCCGGAUCACGGGCAGCCUGGCGGUGAUUUUGGUGCUGUUUCUUAUCACGGCCAUCGCGGUGAAAAUAGACAUGGCCGCCGUCCCUUUCUUCACAUUAACCAUGAUCAAGAUUGUUAUCAUAAACUCCUUUGGAGCUAUCCUGCAGGGCAGUCUGUUUGGCAUGGCAGGCCUUCUGCCCGCCAAAUACACCACACCCAUAAUGAGUGGGCAAGGCCUGGCAGGCACUUUCGCUGCCUUCUCCAUGAUCUGCGCUAUCGCAAGUGGCUCAGCACUAAAUGAUGUUGCAUUUGGAUACUUCCUCACAGCCUGUGUAGUGAUCAUAUUGGCCAUAAUGUCCUAUGCGAUCCUCCCUAAACUGAUCUGGGUCCUGGCUCUCUCUGUAUGUUUUGCCUUCACCGUCACCAUCGGUGUCUACCCUGCUGUCACAGUGGAUGUCAAGUCUACCGUCGCUAACGGAGGCGCCUGGGAGAUGUACUUCGUCCCCGUGUGUUGUUUCCUGCUCUUUAACCUGAGCGACUGGGCCGGGAGAAGCCUUACUGCUGUGUGCAUGUGGCCUGGGAAGGAAAGCAAACUGGUGCCCAUUUUUAUGGUGGCCCGUGUGAUCUUUGUGCCUCUCUUCAUGCUGUGCAACGUUCAGCCCCGCUACAACCUGCCUGUCGUCUUUCAACACGAUGCCUGGUUCAUCGUCUUCAUGAUCCUCUUCGCCUUCUCCAGUGGAUACCUGGCCAGCCUCUGCAUGUGCUUCGGGCCCAAAUUAGUUGCUCCUAAUGAGGCAGAGACGGCUGGUGCCAUCAUGGCCUUUUUCCUGUCCCUGGGUUUGGCUCUGGGAGCAUCCUUCUCAUUCCUCUUCAGAGCCAUUGUCUAA
This is a messenger RNA of Salvelinus namaycush (lake trout), 1146 nucleotides long. RefSeq names its product equilibrative nucleoside transporter 1-like. The transcript is spliced from 9 exons. Gene Ontology annotation, cellular component: plasma membrane. Gene Ontology annotation, biological process: uridine transmembrane transport; nucleoside transmembrane transport. Gene Ontology annotation, molecular function: nucleoside transmembrane transporter activity. The annotation marks the transcript as partial. The record is from RefSeq and is a predicted model, not a curated record. NCBI's taxonomy places the organism in Eukaryota, Metazoa, Chordata, Actinopteri, Salmoniformes, Salmonidae.